UUGUGCGCGUACGCACAACAUUUAUUGUCAUUGUAGUCAACACAUACAACAAAAUGACUACAGUAGCUCUGUUAGAUAAGAGUAUAAAAAAUACCUGUUGACUUUUGCAUUCGGAAACAAGGGAUAAUUUGUCCGAAAAAAGGGGCGGGGAGAUGGAACAAUAUGAGUGCCCACUGCCAGUGCUCUGCAUCACUGUCUUCGUAACGAAACAUAAUUUACGCAGACACUAGAUGGCGGCAAAAGCACUCUCUCACAUUCUGUCAAUUACUGGAUGAUCCUCACAAGCAUGGACACUGUCAUCUGCAGGACUGGCGGGGAUUUUUUUUUUCUUUGGAUGAAAGUUAAACGAUGGGAAACUUAAUUUAAAUGAGAGGGCAAUGGCAAAGAAAGGCAAAAUAUGAGAGUUUUCUGGGGAAAAUGGGAGUAUUGACAGAAACAUCCAUCCAUCCAUCUUCUUCAGCUUAUCCAAGGUCGGGUCAUGGGGGCAGCAGCCUAAGCAGGGAAGCCCAGACUUUCCGAUCCCGAGACAUUCCCAGACCAGUUGAGAGACAUAAUAUUUCCAACGUGUACUGGGUCUUCCCCGAUGCCUUCUACCGGUCGGACAUGCCACGAACACCUCCCAAGGGAGGCGUCCAGGCGGCAUCCUGACCAGACCAUCAUCAGGCUCAUGCUCGGUGAGGUGAGGGUAUGGAACGUUGAUUGACUGGUAAAUUCACCGCACCGCACCGGACCGUUGCAGCCUCCGCACCAAUCUGCCAUCAUGUUCCAUUCUUCCCUCACUCAUGAACAAGACCCUGAAGUAUGUAAACUCCUCCACUCAGGGCAGGAAGUCCUUCCUGACUCAUAGACAGCACGUCACCCUUUUCCGGGCGAGAAACGUGUGGACAGGUAUAAAAUAUGUGAAAACAGAAGACUUUAAAAAAAAUAAAAAUAAAUGCACAAAUGGAGGAAAGCCAUGUUUUGAGGUUGAAAGAUCGUUUAUCAGCCGUUCUCCUUACGUCUCUGGACAAAGUCACCAGUAAAUGUGCAAGCAGUCGCUACUUUCUGUUUCGCUUUGGUCAACAAACACGUCAACGUGAGUCGGCCCUUUUGAGGGCAUAAAACGGCUUCCACUGUACAUGCCUCUACACCUCUUUACUCCCACUCUUCUUCUGCAUCCCCUCUGCUGGUGCUGGCAGCGUUUGACCCACUUGCGCUUUGCUUCCUCGUCGUUCAUUCGUCCUCCGAGUUGAACACUUAAAAGUCUGCAAUGACGACACAAAGAGAGAAGAUGUCUUCAACGAUGUCGUGAUGCUGCAAAGAACUCAUGGCAUGCUUUGGCUCUCCGCCACUUGUCAUGAUGGGGUUGAUGUCUUCCUGUCCUUCGCAAACAAAGCACCCCCGCCCCCGACUCCCCACUUAUGAUAAGAAGCAAUGCAGCAAUGGCUUCCCUCGUCUUCCCUUCUACCAUUGUUCAUUUCUCACUUUGACUCAUCUCAGCUUAACGUGCCUUCAUUGGCUUGUGUUUGCAUGCACGUGUGUGAUGCUUUGACUGCUGGGGGGAAUUGAAAAACAAAAAAAAAUAAGAGAGGAGUUCAACCCCUAACAUCAAACACAGUGAGAGGGAAGGGGGGUAUGCCCAGGAUGGGAAGGUGGAGCUGCAUGAAGUGGGUAGGACCUUGGGGGAGGUGAGGCGGGUGAGGGGAUACGGCAUAAGUGUUACUCCAGCAGGACCGGGAGGAGGAGGGGGGCAACCGGGAAUAAACGCUCCUCCAUCCCCAAGCAGCUGGCCAAACACCUUCGGACUCCUCUGUGAGGGACGAAGAGGAGGAGGGAGGAGAGAGAGGGAGAGAGAGAAGGGGGAGGAGGAGGAGGAGGAAGAGGCAGCUUCGUUGCCACGGCGCUGAUUCUUUUCAGUCUUCCACCUUUUUUUUAUUUUUUUCUUCCUCUCUCCUCCAAAACAUUAUCAUCUUCUCUCGUCGCUCCUGCUCGCCUCCUCCGGACUUCUCCUCAUCAUCUUCUCAUCAUCAUCAUCAUCAUCAUCGUCAGGGACUAUAGAAGACGCAUCACUCCGAGAAUGAUGGUGUUGCUCGUGGCGCCGCCCUCCCUAUCACCAUGACGAUGCCCUUCAGCCCCCUGUCCAGCGACGAGGAGCACCAAAGGAUGCUGGGAAACAACCGACAUCUGUAUCCAGGGGCUGAGGACGAGGAAGAGGAGGAAGAAGAAGAGGAGGAGGAAAUGGAGGAAGACGAGCGCGAUGAGGACGGCGAGGAGGAGAACGGCGAGCUGGAGGGGGAGGAGGAAGACGAGGAGGAGGAAAUGGUGGAGGAUGUCCGCCGAGGAGGUCCUUCGCGGGGGGGCAGGAUCGAGGGGCAGAGGCAGUCGGUCAAAGUGGCCGGGCGAACCGCCGGGGACAGACAGGUCCGACCCGGAAACCCGGGACAUGCAGCCAACCCCUACUCGUCCAAUCCUGGCGGCGCACACCAACAGCCGACCAGUCAGCAGCAGCAGCAGCAGCAGCAGAGGAGGCUGAAGGAGCGCACUUCCAGCUCGGUACCGCCUGAGGACGCCCACAUCGCCAUGAUGGUGUUCCGCAUCGGCAUUCCGGACAUCAAACAAACGAAAUGUCUGCGCUUCAACCCGGAUGCCACGGUGUGGAAGGCCAAGCAGCAGGUCUUGUGCUCGCUGACUGAAUCCCUGCGAGACGUCCUCAACUACGGCCUCUUUCAGCCCGCCACCGAUGGCCACGAUGCCAAAUUUCUGGAGGAGGAGAGACUGCUCAAAGAGUACCCCCAGUCCUUUGAGAAAGGAGUGCCAUAUUUGGAGUUUCGAUACAAGACACGAGUGUACAAGCAGACCAACCUGGAUGAGAAGCAACUGGCCAAAUUGCACACAAAGGCCAGCCUGAAGAAAUUCAUGGACUACAUCCAAACCAGCGCUGUGGACAAGAUGAGCAAGUUCAUAGACAAGGGCCUCGAUCCCAACUACCAGGAUGCUGACACCGGUGAGACUCCUCUGUCCCUGGCCGUGCAGUGUGAGCCCGGUGGAGGCGAAGCCAUCCGGGUCCUGGUGGAGGGGGGGGCCCACAUCGACUUCCGUGCCAAAGAUGGACUCACGCCACUCCACAAGGCUGUCCGAGGCCACCGCCAUAUUGCCCUGCUGGUCCUGCUGUCUCUGGGCGCCUCUCCAGACUACAAGGACCGGCGGGGGCUGACGCCGCUGUACCACACUGUGCUGACAGGGGGCGACACCUCCUGCUGUGAAACACUGCUUUACCACCACGCCAAGUUAGGCAUCAGGGACGAGAACGGCUGGGACGAAACACAUCAGGCCUGUCAGAACGGCAACUCGCAGCAUCUGGAGCACCUUCUCUUUUAUGGGGCGGACUCGUCCUCCCAGAAUGCUUCUGGAAACACUGCCUUGCACAUCUGUGCUUUAUAUAACAAGGAAAGCUGUGCACGAAUUCUGCUCUACAGAGGAGCAAGCAAAGAGACAAAGAACAACAGCGGCCAAACACCUUUUCAGGUGGCCGUCAUGUCGGGUCAUUUUGAGCUGGGGGAGAUCAUCAAAAACCACCGGGACACAGAUGUAGUUCCCUUCGUGGAGUCCCCAAAGUACGCCCCCCAGAGGCGGGAGAGCACACGCACCCUGAUGGUGCCCCACCCACACCCUUUCCUGCGAGCCAAUAGUGACAGCAGCAUGAACCUACCAGACUGGAUGGCCAUGCCCAACUCUCUGAGCACCAACAUCGUCUCUGUGCAGGGAUUCAAACAUACAGGAACCAUACGCAGCUCCAGCAGUCCCAGAGGGGCCAGGACACGGUCCCCGUCCCGAGGCAGGAUUGGUGACAAGGAGGACCGCAGCCGGCAGAGUCGGAAACAAGGGCCCGCUCCUGCCGGUGCUGCCACUCAAACAGCAGGCCAGCGGCGACGCCUGUACAGCGCAGUGCCCGGACGCGUCUUUGUGGCCACCAGAUCGCACUCGGCCCAGGGAGAGCGGGAAAUCAGCUUCAACAAGGGCGACCGGGUGAAAGUGUUAAGCGUUGGCGAAGGUGGCUACUGGGAGGGGACGGUCCGCGGACGUACCGGCUGGUUCCCCUCCGACUGCGUGGAGGAAGUGAUGCUUCGAAGUCAGGAGACCCGAUCAGAGAGCCGUGGCGAGCGGGCCAAGCGUUUGUUCCGCCAUUACACUGUGGGGUCCUACGAUAGCUUUGACGCUCCCAGUGACUACAUAAUCAAGGAGAAGACGGUGCUUUUGCAGAAGAAGGACAGCGAGGGUUUCGGCUUUGUGCUGAGAGGAGCCAAAGCUCAGACUCCCAUUGAGGAGUUCACACCCACCCCCGCCUUCCCCGCCCUGCAGUACCUGGAGUCGGUGGACGAGGGGGGCGUGGCCUGGCGAGCCGGUCUCAGGAUGGGGGACUUCCUCAUAGAGGUCAAUGGUCAGAAUGUGGUGAAGGUCGGCCACCGGCAGGUCGUCAACAUGAUCAGGCAGGGCGGCAACAGCCUCAUGGUCAAGGUCGUCAUGGUAACCCGCAACCCCGACAUGGAGGAGGGCGCCCGGAAGAAAAUCCCCCAGCAGAGCAAGAGGCUGAGCACACCCGCCAUCGCCCUGCGAUCCAAGUCCAUGACCUCGGAGCUGGAGGAGAUGGAUGAGGUGCCCACCUGUCAAUCAAAGGAAGCAAUAUUGAGUAACUUCCUAGUCAAACAUGGAAUGCUGAGAGGAGCCAAAGCUGCUACCCCUUGGAAAAAGAAGUCAGAAUUUGAGUCCUCCCAAGUUGCAGAGAAGAAGAGGACAGUCUAUCAGAUGGCUUUAAACAAAUUAGAUGAAAUUCUUGCAGCGGCUCAGCAGACAAUCAGCACCAAUGAGGCCCCAGGGACGCGGGCGCAGGGGCCAAAAAGGGACAGGGGGCGAAGUUUCUACAGCAACGAGCCAAACUUUACGGACCAGACUGGGUUGGGGGUGGCGCCGUCCGGCUUGGGUCUGGGCUAUGAUCGCGGCCAGUACGCCUCCGGUCACGGCCCACAGCACGGUAUGCUGCGGCAGAAGUCCAUCGGGGUGCCCGAGGAGGAGAGGCAGUUCCUGCAUCCUCCAGCCAUGAAGUUUGCUCGCAGUCUGUCAGUGCCUGGGCCAGACGACAUCCCGCCCCCACCAACUACAGCCCCGCCGGACCCUCCCUUCUCCUCUGCCCCUCCCCUCGGUUGGAGAGCCAAGUCAUCUCAGCAGCCCUCUGUGUCCCAAUCCACAGCCACCUCCUCGCACUACCAGCCCUAUUCCCAGGCAGUACACUUCACCCAUCUGGGCCGGGAGAGGACUGGCGGUCCCAGUGCUGCCCCAGGUGGCGGAACAGCAGUGGACCACUCAACUUUCUAUUCCCAUGUGGGCGCCCACACUGCACAAAGCAGGACUGCUACACGGAAGGUUGCAUAUACUGGGGAGCCUGCUGGAGGGGUCAAAGCAGCUGUCCUCAGGAGAGGCUACAGCAGCGCUGUCCCCCCAUCCAGCAUUGCCACGGUCAUGCCGCAGCAACAGACAGGUCAGAGCCAACCACAGCGAGCAGAGCGCAGUGCAGCAGGAGCAGGGGGUCCUAAAGGGGGCGCCCGGAGAGGCAAAGGUCCCCUGGUGAAACAAUCAAAGGUGGAGGACCUGCGCACAGGUCAGGGCACACUGGGGGGCAAAGUGGAGAAAAGCUCCAUCCCAAUCCCCACCAUCAUCGUCAAGGCCCCCUCCACCAGCAGCAGCGGGCGCAGCAGCCAGGGCAGCAGCGUGGAAGCGGACGCGCCUGCAUCAGGGGAGGCGGACGAAGCCAAAACCCCCCAUGGUCCUCCUCCCCCUACUCAAGCUCCACAGCCCCCUGCACCGCCCUCCAUCCCCGCACCCCCGCCUCCAUCAUUGCCUUCCAUGAGAGCCCAGGACGGGCUGGACUUCACCAGCCAGUUUGGAGCGGCUGUUGUUGGCGCAGCUCGCAGAGACCGGGAGCGCUUUCACGAAGCCCGAAGAAAGAGCGCCUCCUUGUUCAUGUCUGCUGAGGAGGACAUGGGUCUCGGAGGAGAGGGAGUUGGAGGACUAACGCGGACUCAUGUAUCACAGCAGCAGCUCAACACGCAAGAAAGUUCUUCCUCUAAGCUGCGACCAUCAAAGUCCAUUGAUGAGGGCAUGUUCUCUGCCGACACCUUCAUCCACCAUACCCGCAGCAUGCCUCCAGCCUUUGGCUUACCCGAGUACUCCUCAUCUGCCCUCGACUAUCAGCCCAAGUCUGUGCCUGCUGACCUGUACACUGCCACAGGAAGGCAGCCACCGUCCUCCUCCACCACCUUCAUUCACCCCCUAACAGGAAAGGCUCUCGACCCCACGUCACCGCUAGGCCUUGCCUUGGCAGCCAGAGAGCGCGCUCUUCGGGAUGACACCAGGUUAAGAAGAGGGGCAGAACACCCCUUCAUUCGCCAGAUGUCCAACGUGGUCUUCCCUUCGUCUUCUGUCACCUCACAGCCAGUGUCGUCCUCUGCCCAGUCCUCCAGCUCCUACUUGGUCACCUCCUCUUCCCUGGCUGCCACCACUCCUUCUGUCGGACGACCACCCUCGCCAAGAAUCCUGAGAGGAGUUGGCGGCGUGUGGGGUGAGGAGGGCGGAAGUGUAGUGGAAAGAGAUCGGGAAGGGGGAGGAACCCGUGAGGGACUAAGAGUUCGCUUCUCGGAGGACAAAACUGUCCACACGCACCACUACCAGUCUCAGCCAUACCAGCCCAGCUACAAGGAGAGGGAGCGGGAGAGAUCAAGGGAGCGGGAGAGGGAGGCCUCCAGGGAACGAGAGAGGGAGAAAGAGAGAGAGAGUUACAUGAGGAGAGCGGAGCAGGUCGCUAAUGAGCAGGCAUCCCAGCAUCCUCGCCGACCCCCAUUUCUCAGGAUGGAAAGUCAGACAGAUGCCUACAUCUUGUCCCGUCCGACUCCCUCUACUACCAGCACUCAACAGGCAGUGAACACUACUGGGAACGCUGGGUCCGGCCUGAUGGUUCUUCCUCCACCUGCCCCGUCUGUGGAUGCAGACGAUGAAUUUGUCUACGCAGAGCCCCUCCCCCCUCCAUUAGAGUUUGCUAACAGCUUUGACAGGGGGGUUUCAGGGUACUCGCAACGUCGGCCUCUCCCCACGGUGAGCUCCACCCAACAGAGGGUCCCACCUCCUCCACCUCCGCCUCCCCCGCCACCCCCUCCCCCUCCACCUGCCCAAAAAGAACUGUUUGGAAGUGUGUUCCCCGCUCACACGCCCCUGCCCUCUCCCCAGGCGGGGGACUCCACAGCCUCCAGCCUCACCUCUUACGACAGUGAGGUAGCUAAUCUGACUCAGUCCGCUCCCUCGCCCUGCCAGACUUCGCCCAACCCCCCUCCUCCUUCCUCACCCUCUACCUUGCACCCCACAUCAACAAGCAGACCCCCGCCUCCGCCUUCAGUGUCACCGCCACCGCCUCCUGGCUCGUAUCACAGACCCUUGUCCGUGUCCCAUCCCCACCACCUGUACAACAGCACGCACGCUCCAGGACGCUCCUCGCCCACUCCUCCCCCGCUCACUGUAACGCCUCCCCCCGCCUAUAGGGGGCCCCCAGCACUUUCUUCCACUGCUGCCACCUCUGCCCCCCUACGGGGCACCGACUCAUUUUCCACGACCACAAGCUGUGCCGCUACAACCACCGCUGCUGCCACCACAACAAGCACCUCCACUCAGCUCUACCAUGAGCGAACGCACACCGCAUACGCCACCCACUCCACCGCCAUCCAAAGCACGCACAGGACAGGGGAGCGCCACCGUCCUCCCCCCACUGCCAAAAAGGGAGAAUCCCAGGAGACUGUGGUGGACUCUGGCAUAGAAGAACUGGACAGCCGCAGCAGUAGCGACCACCACCUGGACAGCAUCUUGGCUAACGUUCGGGGGGACAGGUUAGACCGAGGGGAGAGGGGGGGAGGACGGCUAGCAGGUGGGACAGUGGAAUCGGGGGAACGUGGAGAUUUUCUGGAGUCUUACAUGAGCUACCUGGACGGCCAAACUUUUGAGAUGCAGAAUGCCACAGCAGCAGCCUCCACUUACCCAAAAAGCAGCAGGUUCAGGGAGGGGGGUCGCAGUGGUGAGCUUCACAGACAGACCAGCACUGCCCCUGCAUCCUUCCACUCCCACAGGCGAAGAGGUGAUCAGCAGGAGGAGGAUGUCGAGGAAGGGGGCGCCACAGAAGAUGAAAGUGGGCAGGACGGGUAUGGGGUAAGGGACAUGCAAAAUUUGGGACGUCCCAGCUCACCUUAUUUUGACCGCGCCCGCACACCCGAGAUGAAGCCUCUCUGGACUGAGGGACAGAUGGGCGGUGAGGCCGGGGGACAAUUUGGGGCACUUUUAGAGGGGAAGAAGAUUUACCCUCCUGCAACGAGCAUGAAGCCAAACAUCAUCAACGAGCUGAGCGGCAAACUGCAGCAAAGGACCAAGGACACCUGGAGCAGCCAGAGACCGCUGAGCAGACACAGAUUCUCAGAAGAUUCCGCCUCAGCUCUGAGUCCCCCAUCGGCUCGCUCCCAGUCACCCUCUCCAAUCUCUUUAUCGCAGCCGUCCUUGUGCGCGUCCCCGACCCCCGCCUCCCAGUACCCUAACUGGGGUCGGUCCCCGUCCCCUCAGCCCCAAGCUGCCUCUCAGCCACCACGUUCUCAUUCCCCGCUGUCCCCGACGUCUUACUCCCCUUAUCCCACUUCCCCCAAACACAGACCCGUCUACCGGACCAAAGCGCUGGAAUUCCAGUUCAUCCCCAGUCGCGAGUCCCGCAAAUCAGACUCUCACAUGCUUCAGCGCAGGCGGGCACCCAGUCCUCUCAUCUCCCCAUCAGAGAGGCCCAAAGCGGGGCCGCCACGUCCGUCCUCCCUCCCACUCCUCCCCACGUCACCCCUGUAUAGUGCCAUCUAUGACCUGCGAGGUUCAAUCACCCCUCCUUCACCCGGUAACCCUCUGGGCGAUCCCUACUUCUCACCCUCUCCGCCCCUCUUUGCCCCCUCUGGGGCCCCACCUCCUCCAAACUCCACCUUAGUUGUUUCUCGCUCUCUCUCGCCCACUCAUUUUCUGUCCGGCACCUCCUCCCCGCCCCUGCACCCGCUCCCUCCUCCCACCUGUCUGAGUUACCCCCAUCUACCGCCCCCUUCCCCGACCAAGCCAUUCGCCUCCAAGCCGCUGCCCUACUGGACCAAGUAUGACGUGGCGGACUGGCUCGGGUACCUCAACUUGGGGGAGCACCGCGAGCGCUUUCUGGACAACGAGAUUGAUGGCACCCACCUGCCCUCCCUAACCAAGGACGACUAUCUGGAUUUGGGCGUGAGCCGUGUCGGCCACCGCAUGAACAUAGAACGGGCCCUGAGGUCUGUGAUUGACAGGCUCUCCAGCAGCCCGUUCCCCAUUUCGGUCCUCUCGCCUCGGGACGGACAGUCUGAGGGCAGGAUGGACGAUGGGAGUCGGAGCUGAGGUGGCGAGGGAGCGAGGAAGACGUUGGAUUUAGUGAGGGAAGAAGCUUGAAACUGCUGCUGCCUGAUGAUUCAACCAAGAAGUUGGGAACAAGAUGGAAACAUCACAAGAGGGGAGAAAUAGGGGACAACCUUGCUCGUCCAAACGCACACAAAGUUGACGCCGUGACACCACCGUACAAUGACCAAGCAAACCCCCAAAAAACAAUAAAAAUUCCAACACGAGCUGGAGAAGGUGGCUCCAUGCUGCGGCCAUCUGAGGCUACGUGCACAUCACUGCAGCUUCCAGUCUUCAUGUCCUUACCUCACCGCCGACGGGGCUCUGCCGCCCAGUUCCAGGCCCUGUGAUUCCCCAAACCACCAACACCCCUCCCGACCCAAAGUUGUGGGUCCUGACAUGUCGUCAUUUUUAAUGACAAACAUGCAGACUGGUCACUGUAUCACGUUGUAGCAAAAAUAAGUGCCCAGACCGACAACAUAAAAAUGGUACACACUCUUAACACGCCUGCAUGCACGCACACACACACAACUUUAUGGGACACAUACAGGUAUAUAGAAUAUAUCUAUAUAUAUAUACGUAUAAAUAUUUGGGACUGCUUUCACCUGUUUGUGGGGACACACGUGAAAGGCUUCCUGUAUGGCGAAACCCAUUCAAGACUUCCUGUCUGCACUCAAGGCGAGGGGAGGGGCCAGAGGCGGAAUAAAAACUGCCAUUUCCUGCAAUCUGACCACCGCUCCCCCUCCCAGCCCCUCCCACGAGGUACAGACAAAUCCUGGAGGAAAGCAAAGCAUUUUACUACUCGGAUUGUUCUUACACUUUUUAUCAGAAGCGCUGACGUUGUCGGCAAAGACAUUUUCUUUAUUUGACAUUACCGUCAUCGUCCUUACUGUUAUUCCCACAUUUGACCGUGAAGAUAACGCUGACGUUCUAGAGAAUUCUAUAGAAGUAUUUUUGCAUUGAUUUAUCUACUGGGCUGUUACUUCCAGGUGACGGUAGGAGGUCUCGCAAGCACAUUUGAAGUAUUUUUUUUCCUUCCAUGCUUCAGUCUAAUUUGGACAGGAAAAGAAGCGAGACAAUGCUUAAAGAUGUCUCACCGGCUGGCUUACGUUUGGCUGAAAUGGAGUAAAGGGCUCUCUCAUGACCUCACAGCCACAUUCCACUCGUCAUACCGCUUCAGGAUCAAUCCUCAGUUUGGUGUUCGUGUCACUUUGCUGGUGUGUGAGAGCUCGUGAAAGGAAGGCUGGACUUCAGAAUAACAAUAAGGACAAUGAAGCUAAUGCCUGGCCUAAAUGCGGUUUGAGAUAGAAAAGCUAUGAAGAAUCUCUGUCUUCCAAAAGAAAAGAAAUGAAAACAUGUAUUACAUCUUUAUUAACUCCUUUGCUUUCUAUACAGUUUGAGCCUUCCUCUUGACAGCCGCUUGCCAUUUUCAUCCCGAUUGCCAUUUUUUAGACCAGCAUGUUUAUGCAAAACCGUCCUGCUUCCAUCAGCCGCUUCACACCAGGGGUAGCCCAUCCCUAAAAAACCCCAGGAAAAACAGGUACACUCUACUCGCUCCUGGACCAACUCUAUACUUUGUUCCUGCAAGUACUUUCUUUUAACACUUUGGGGCUCGAUUGCAUAGAAAGCAACUUUUUAAGAGAACUUUAAAAAAAAAAAAAGAAAAAAAGAUGAAGUGUGGAAAGAUAAGUUACUAUAUAUAGAUAUAUACAGUAUGUAUAUGUGAUAUACAUAUAUACAUUCCUAUAAAUAUGAAUUUAAAGUGUUUUAAGAGAUGAAUUGUUAGAAUUAUAAUAAAGACACUCAAGUUUUAAUGUUGCUUUUGGAUUCCUUCAAUGAGACCCAUUUGACAGUAAUUUCCAUGUCAACGUGGUGUAAGACCUGCACAUUUGGUGAUUUGACUGAUACGAAACUGUCCUACACUUUAUAAAAAUGCCCUUGUGCUUUUAAGUCUAUGUAUAAUUAAAAUGCUCUGCUGGAGGUUAUCGAUGGAGCAGUUGGCCCCUCCCACACUUACAAUUGUGGGAUCUGACUUCCCAACAAAAUGUUUUGGCAGUUCUGCAUAUUAGCAGAGUUAUGACCAAUUCUUUAUUCUUCACUGUAUGGUUAGCGUUUGAAGAGUACUUUAGCAUAUUACACUUGCACAAGUAAACAAUGUCUGAAAAUGAGUAGGGAGAAGCAGAAUUUAAUCCUACCCCAAAGUCAGAACUGUUUAAAUACAGGAGUGAAACUGAUAUUGUAUAGGUAUGAAUGCAGGGUAUAGAUUAAAACAAUUUUAUUAUACUUUGUGCACACAACAAGAAACACUCCUUUGUGAUUUCAAAAUUCAAAUUUUAGCCAUCUCUAGAUGCAGACUUGUUUGGAGGUCUCUGCUGAGCGCAUCCAUGUGCCUGACAGGGAAUACCAGUCAACUCCCGUGUCCCAGAAAGUUCCUGUAUUUCAACUGUUUAUAAUAAAAACAAGGAAAUAAAAUGCCAACAUUGACAGGUAUGUGACUGGGUCCAUGACCAGGUACUCACCAACAAGCCAUCCCAGGCCUGGGUCCAAGUCAGUGCUCUAGUAUUACACCCGUGUCUGGUCCGUUAAUGGUACAUCUUUAGGAUCUUCUGAAAUCACUUUGUCCAAUCACCUUGGAACCAACACUUGGAAGUCCAGCACCUAAAAGGGGCAAAAAUCGGUCAGACCUAUGAACCACUCGCCUAAAAAGAGGAGUGAAUAAACUGCACAACUGCAAUGUCACACCUUUAAUCACCUCCAUGUUCCAAUGAGCACUCGGCUGCCACCCAACUCACAUUGCACCAGACCGCAUUGUUCAAGCCACUGGCGGGUGCACACGGUGAUGGCCCCAUGCGGCUCUUCAGUGAAGACCUGCAAAGACAUGCAAAAUGUUAGUAUGCUAUUACGACCCUAAAUGUUGUCAUUUUAGUCUGAUGUCUCCUCAGACACUUUGGCUUGUCAGGCCAAAGAUGCACAGAAUCUCCAUGUAGACUCAGAGCCCAGUGCUGGUCAUCAGGGGAGAGUUUCAUCUCCAAUAAAAAGGUCGUAACCUUAUUUUCAAACUACUCACUAAUGAUUUUUUUUUAAUUCUUAAAUGGACUCAAAUGGUAGCAUUUUAGCACCGAACAGGCCAACCACGUGCGCCGAAGCCAUAUUGAAUCCAUGCACGUACUAAACUUUACGAGACGUCCUGUGAAAAAUGCCCACAUUAACGUUGCCUUGUGGAUUGACUAUCGAAACGGGCAACAGACUGCUAUAAACUUGAUACGUAGCAGCAACGUAGUUGUAUAUUUAAUUCGGUGAGUCUCUUGGUGCAUUUAAGUCUAAUUAGCUCAAUGUUUCCUCUUGAUUUACAGAUGUUGACGCUGUAAAUUGAGCCAACAGCGGUACAUCGCUGUGAAUAAAGGCGACGCUUUUAAAGUAAGUUUUUAGCUUUACAAGCAAAAGAACUCUACAUUAUAACUGGGCUUACCCUCUCCUGCUGAACCUCAUGAGGAAAUGAUCGAUGUGCUUCUGCGGUUGCCUUUUAAAGCACACGACGGCUUCCGGUUAGUGUGUGUAGGCUAUACUGCCAUCGUGUGAUGUGGAGGGUGUACUGCACCGCAAAGAUCCACACAGGAGGUAACGUUUGAUAGCAGCAUGAGACAAAACUCAAGUGAUUUACAAACCUCCAAGACAAAACCA
This is a messenger RNA of Dunckerocampus dactyliophorus (ringed pipefish), 13134 nucleotides long. RefSeq names its product SH3 and multiple ankyrin repeat domains 1 (gene shank1). Lineage: Eukaryota; Metazoa; Chordata; Actinopteri; Syngnathiformes; Syngnathidae. Gene Ontology annotation, molecular function: synaptic receptor adaptor activity; ionotropic glutamate receptor binding. The record is from RefSeq and is a predicted model, not a curated record. The transcript has 27 exons. The coding region runs from base 2095 to 9456 and encodes 2453 amino acids. Gene Ontology annotation, cellular component: dendritic spine; postsynaptic density; postsynaptic membrane.